AAAUGAUGAAUACAAGGUCUCCACCUUCGGACAAUCAUAUGAGAAGUUUUCACAUGUUAAUUUUAAUGGAAGUACGUGCCCUAACGCACCACAGCUUCAUCACCUGUACCCUCUCCCUUGCCACCAAAAUAUCUCCCACCAAAAUACCGUACAAUGCCCUCCAUUCUUUUCAAAUGCAUCCCCUUCAUACACCCAAAACCUCACCCCUUCCCUCUUUCUCACCUCACCGCUAUGUGCACCAAAACCAAAACUCGCUUAAGAGGUGUCGUUUUCGACAUGGACGGAACCUUAACCGUCCCCGUCAUUGAUUUCUCCUCCAUGUACAAGGCCGUGCUAGGAGAAACCGAGUAUCGCAGAAUCAGACAAGAAAAUCCAUCUGGCAUCGACAUUUUGCAUCUCAUUGAGAGCUGGAGCCCUGAUGAGCAGCGAAAGGCUAAUGAGAUCAUCCUUGAUUUCGAGCGACUAGGUCGCGAGCGAUUGCAAAUCAUGCCUGGUGCAGCUGAGCUUUGUGGCUUUCUUGAUUCCAAGAAAAUUAGAAGGGGAUUGAUUACGCGAAAUGUCAAGGAGGCAGUAGAUCUCUAUCAUCAACGCUUUGAGAUUGUGUUUUCUCCAGCAUUAAGCAGGGAGUUUCGUCCUUAUAAGCCAGAUCCUGCUCCUCUGCUGCAUAUCUGUUCAACUUGGGAUGUCCAGCCCAAUGAGGUCAUGAUGGUUGGUGACAGCCUCAAAGAUGAUGUGGCCUGCGGAAAGCGCGCCGGAGCCUUCACAUGCUUGCUUGAUGAAAAAGGGAGGUACGGUUCUGCUGAUUUUACCGAGUUGGAUCUAGAACCAGACUUCAAGGUCGCUUCCCUAGCCGAAGUUCAUUCACUAUUGGAGACAAAUUUUGAUUUGAUGCCUUGAUUUUCAAUGUCCUGAUGAAGACUUUCUACACUUCAUUGGAGAAACAUUUUGUAUUAUUGUCAUGUGAGCGAGGACUUAAAGAGGGAACGAAGUUAAAAAUCCCCUCCAUGAUGUUAAAUGGUCAAGAAUCAAAGGCCAUGUCACUAAAUAAAGAAAAGGUGGCCAAUUCAUAAAUAUAACUAGCCAUUGAACUUUU
Populus euphratica (Euphrates poplar) is the source of this 1093-nucleotide messenger RNA. Its product is annotated as haloacid dehalogenase-like hydrolase domain-containing protein At2g33255. Gene Ontology annotation, cellular component: chloroplast. The record is from RefSeq and is a predicted model, not a curated record. The transcript is spliced from 5 exons. Lineage: Eukaryota; Viridiplantae; Streptophyta; Magnoliopsida; Malpighiales; Salicaceae. Bases 154 to 897 code for a protein of 247 amino acids.